Messenger RNA from Coniophora puteana RWD-64-598 SS2, 1136 nucleotides. RefSeq lists its product as uncharacterized. Lineage: Eukaryota; Fungi; Basidiomycota; Agaricomycetes; Boletales; Coniophoraceae. The record is from RefSeq and is a predicted model, not a curated record. The transcript is spliced from 4 exons. Bases 82 to 342 code for a protein of 86 amino acids.
ACAUAUAUAACAUUCAUAUACAGACAUCUAGUGUAACACAGGCAGGUGUAAACAUAAAAUUAGUCCAUGAGUCUAGAGUAAAUGCAGUGUAGCGACAUCGACGAGACCGUGAAACAACAUGCAGCACCAUAUAGAUCGUACAUCACCGAGAACGACAUAUCUCAUAUCCACCUCGGCCGAAUCUGCUGUUCGGGAUGCCUCCGCAUCAUCGCCUCGUCCACCCGGUGCUCUUCCUCCUUCUGCGCCGUCGACGGCCGCCUGAUCCGUGGCGGAUACCCCGCGGACGACUGCACAGAUUGCCUCCCCGCACCCGCAGCCUGCCGCUGCCCAUCUCCUUGCUGAUACUGCCCAGGAAAGGGGAACCGCUCCGGUUUGACCGACCCAGCGUACCCCUGCCCAUACCGCGGGGCCGGCGUCGAAUCAAACCGCCCACGAGUAGACUCCGAAGACGUCGUACCCGACGAAGUCGGCGUCGUCGACCCAUACCGACCACGCUCGUAUCCACCCGGCAGGCCACGCACCCCACUCGCCCUCACGGCCGACCGCCCCUGCGCCUCAUAGCUCCCCUCGACCCUCUCAUAAUCCUGCAUCUCCCGCCUCGCCCGCGCACCCGGCACACACCCCUCCCUCGCCCUGCUAUCCCUCCUCUCCCGCUCGCGCUCCAUCUCCACCGCCACAGCCGCCACCAUCCCCACAUCCCGCUCCCUCCCCAUAUCCCUCCGCCCGUCCCGCUCCUUGACACCCCCGACCUGCCUCGCGCUCCCCGCCGGAUUCAUAGCAGCGCUCAUCGCCUCCCGCGCCUUCUUCGUGGACACCUUGUAUGUCCCCUCGCAGAAGAACCCGCCGGGCACGCCGGUGCAGCGGUAUGUCCCGGGAGCGACCUGCGGCGGGUUCGCGUGUCGGCAUUUGCGCGACGAGCAUUUAUUGUGUAGCGGCGAGGGCCAGUCGGGCGGGAGUACGGACGCUUUGCGUGUGAAGAAGUUCAUCGCUCGUCGUUCUCGUCUUCAGAGAGGCUCCUGAGUGAAGCAGUGGUAGGUCGCAGGGCAAGUCGUAACCCAGUCGUGCACGACGCCUUGCGUCCACUCCCCAUAUAUACGGCACACGGCACGCGACACACGCAGUCGUCAGCACAGCAU